UCGGGGUGCUCCUGGGGAGGGUGGCGGGAUCCCCUCCCCACACGCUCCUUCUUCCCCCCAGUGCCCCCCUCGGUGCGGGUGACGCGCCGUGUGGCCUCGGCAGCGACCACUCUGCGGUGUCAGGCUCUGAGCUUCUACCCCCCCGACGUCACCAUGACGUGGCUGAAGGACCGGCAGCCCCUGGACGCCAAGGAUGCGGAGCCCAGGGACCUGCUGCCCAACGGGGACGGGACCUACCAGGCCCGGGUGGCCCUGGCCGUGCCCUCCGGGGAGGAGCGGAGAUAUGCCUGCCAGGUGCAGCACCCCGGCCUGGAGCAACCCCUCGCUGCCGCCUGGGGUACGGACCAGCCCGGGCGAGGACACCCAUCGAGAAUGGGACAGAGGGUCCACAUGGCAGGAGGGG
Myotis brandtii (Brandt's bat) is the source of this 403-nucleotide messenger RNA. RefSeq names its product hereditary hemochromatosis protein homolog. The annotation marks the transcript as partial. Gene Ontology annotation, cellular component: external side of plasma membrane. The transcript has a single exon. The record is from RefSeq and is a predicted model, not a curated record. Gene Ontology annotation, molecular function: transferrin receptor binding. Gene Ontology annotation, biological process: antigen processing and presentation of endogenous peptide antigen via MHC class Ib; positive regulation of T cell mediated cytotoxicity; antigen processing and presentation of endogenous peptide antigen via MHC class I via ER pathway, TAP-independent. NCBI's taxonomy places the organism in Eukaryota, Metazoa, Chordata, Mammalia, Chiroptera, Vespertilionidae.